Colletotrichum gloeosporioides is the source of this 621-nucleotide messenger RNA. RefSeq lists its product as uncharacterized. Lineage: Eukaryota; Fungi; Ascomycota; Sordariomycetes; Glomerellales; Glomerellaceae. Gene Ontology annotation, molecular function: transmembrane transporter activity. Bases 1 to 621 code for a protein of 206 amino acids. Gene Ontology annotation, biological process: transmembrane transport. Gene Ontology annotation, cellular component: membrane. The transcript is spliced from 3 exons. The record is from RefSeq and is a predicted model, not a curated record.
AUGGCGCAAGCCGUAUCUGAGGACAAAAUAUCAGUCAAGGCGAAGCAGGUAGAGGAUGUAUGUAUGCCAACCGUUGAAGAUUACGCAGCAAUAUCGGAGCAGACCAACAUUCGAAUUCGAAGAUCAUUUGACCGACAUCUCCUUCCAAUUGUGUGUUGCCUCUACAUCCUCUCCUACCUUGACCGUGGCAACAUUGGUAACGCAAAAGCCGCUGGAGCCAAGUCUGACUUACAACUUUCUGAUUCGGAGUGGGCUUGGGUUCUAAACUCAUUUUACAUCGCCUACGUCAUGUUUGAAUGGACCAAUCUCUUCUGGAAAAUACUCCCUGCCAGCAACUGGGGCACUGCAGCAAUGUCCUCAGGUGCUGCGCAUAAUCUCGGGUCUCUGGCAGCCUCGCGUGCUUUUCUAGGCCUGUUUGAGGCAGCUUUCGGCGCCGGCGCCCCGUACUUUCUGUCCAUGUUUUACAAACGGCACGAACUUGGAUUCAGAGUAUCUUUCCUGAUUGGAAUGUCGCCCCUGGCAAAUUGCUUCGCGUCUGCGCUUGCCUUUGGAAUCACACAGAUUCGCGGGUCUCUGGAGCCUUGGCGAUAUCUAUUUAUUAUCGGCAAGUUUCCAUCCUAA